Lycium barbarum (goji berry) is the source of this 1855-nucleotide messenger RNA. RefSeq lists its product as uncharacterized. The coding region runs from base 140 to 1435 and encodes 431 amino acids. The record is from RefSeq and is a predicted model, not a curated record. The transcript is spliced from 2 exons. Lineage: Eukaryota; Viridiplantae; Streptophyta; Magnoliopsida; Solanales; Solanaceae.
AUAUAUAACCAUUACAUAAAAAUAUAUUGUACUUGUAUUGAUGAAUAUUGAAGAAAUCAAUUACUUCUUCUCCAAAUUUAUUCGGUUACUUUGAUUUAUUUAUUUUUUCUGAGAAAAAUCGAAAAAAAAAAUAGUGAUUAUGAGUAGAGUUGAUAGUACUUUGGAAACUAUAAAUGCUGCUGCUACUGCAAUCGCUUCUGCCGAAAAUAAUCGUGUUCCUCAACCUUCUGUUCAGAAACGAAGAUGGGGAAGCUGGUGGAGCAUGUAUUGGUGUUUUGGGUCUCAGAAACAGACAAAGCGUAUUGGACAUGCAGUUUUUGUUCCUGAAACAACAGCCACUGGGGCAGAUAGACCUGCCGCUAAUAACUCAACUCAAGCUCCUUCAAUAACGCUUCCUUUCAUUGCACCUCCCUCAUCUCCUGCAUCUUUCUUGCCAUCUGAACCUCCUUCAGAAACCCAUUCACCAGUUGGCUUGAAAUGCAUGUCUACAUAUUCUCCCAGUGGACCUGCCUCAAUUUUUGCUAUUGGGCCAUACGCUCAUGAACCUCAACUGGUGUCUCCACCUGUGUUCUCUACAUUCACUACCGAACCAUCUACUGCUCCGUAUACCCCUCCUCCCGAGUCAGUGCACUUGACUACACCUUCAUCACCUGAGGUACCAUUUGCUAAGCUUCUUGACCCCAACCACCAAAAUGUUGAUGCUGGUCAGAGAUUUCCUUUUGCCCAGUAUGAAUUUCAAUCAUAUCAACUUCAACCAGGGAGUCCAGUGAGCAAUUUGAUCUCGCCUGGGUCAGCCAUAUCUGUAUCUGGAACCUCAUCUCCGUUUCUUGACCGUGAGUCUAAUCCUGGACGACCUCAGUUCCUGAACCUGGAGAAAAUAGCCCCUCACGAAUGGGGAUCUCGGCAAGGAUCUGGGACUUUGACUCCUGAUGCAGUAUACCCCAAAUAUCACGAUAGCUUCCUUCUCAAUCAUCAGAACUCUGGUGUUCCUCGUCUUCCAAAACCAUUUAAUGGAUGGAAAAAUGAUCAAACAGUGGUUGAUCAUAGAGUUUCUUUCGAGAUAACAGCAGAAGACGUUGUGAGGUGUGUGGAAAAGAAACCAUCAAUGUUGAUGAAAACUGGAUCAAUUUCUCACAACAAACGAGAGGAAAACCUGGCCGAAAUGUCAAAUGGACAGGAGUUGGACGGGCAUGAGCCUUCCAGCGAAAUACGCGAGGGAUCAUCUACUGACGGAGAGGAUGGACAGAGGCAUCAGAAGCACAGAUCCAUCACUCUCGGAUCCUCCAAGGAAUUUAACUUUGACAAUGUGGAUGGAGGAUAUCCUGAUAAAGCUACUGUUGGCUCUGACUGGUGGGCCAACGAGAAGGUUCUCGGAAAGGAGGGUGCGCCGCGCAAUAAUUGGAUCUUCCCUGUGAUGCAACCAGGUGUCAGCUAACUGGUUAUAUCGCUUUGGUAAACCCAGACCAUACUAAUAAGCUGCUGCUAAGCGGCCCUAAAGUUUCAAUACAACCAGCAGCAAAUACCGGAACUCUUGAUAUCAAAAUGUACAAGGACGAGGCGUUGAAGGUGGUGAUGAUGUGCAGCAGGACUGAUAUAGGAAUUGAUACGAAGGCUGUUUUUUUGGCACUUAAUGGACUUAGGAAAAGAUAGAUAGGGAUGUAUUUUAGGAAUUACCAUUUGAUAAACUAGUUUUGCUCUCCCCUCAGUGAGAGUUUUACAUUUAACUUGUAGUCUACUUUUUCGCCUUGCAGCUCUUCUAUGUAUAACAUAAAUAAUUUUUAAAACAGUGUAGAUGAUGAUGAGCAAAAACUCCAUAUCCGUGACCGCCCCUUCCCAUACCAUCACAUCUUCGUCA